Bacidia gigantensis is the source of this 1134-nucleotide messenger RNA. RefSeq lists its product as uncharacterized. Gene Ontology annotation, molecular function: O-methyltransferase activity. NCBI's taxonomy places the organism in Eukaryota, Fungi, Ascomycota, Lecanoromycetes, Lecanorales, Ramalinaceae. The coding region runs from base 1 to 1134 and encodes 377 amino acids. The record is from RefSeq and is a predicted model, not a curated record. The transcript has 4 exons.
AUGGACUCACUUCUUGCCCCCCUCAGUGGCUCCACCCAAAUGGUGGACGAGGCCAGCCGCCUCAAGCUCCAAGACUCUCUCCGCUCCGCAGCCGAUGCCAUGGAGACUCCCCAUGACACCAUGUUGAGGUUGUUCAACACAUCCCUCGAAAUCUCCGUCGUCCGCGCCGGCUGCGACCUGAAUCUCUUCACCACCCUCUCCGAGAGCCAAGCCCCCAUCAGCGUCGAGAAGUUCUCAACAGAGAAAGGCGCCGAGCCCCUCCUCAUCGGCCGACUCCUCCGCUACCUCGCCUCGCGCCGUCUGAUCGCCGAAACAGGCAAGGACGAGUUCACCGCCAACAAUGCGACCAAGGCCCUCGCCGACCCGCGUAUCAAUGGCGCCAUGUACUACACCCACAACAUCGGCGGCCCAGUCUACCAAGCAAUGCCCGACCACCUCAAAGCGCAACAAUACCACUCGAACCCGCAAAAGUUCGCAUGGCACGCCGGCCUGCAAACCGACCAAGAUUUCUUCCCCUGGGCAAAAGAGCACCCCAAAGAAAUCACCUGGUUCCAACAACUAAUGAGCGUACCCCGCGAAGGCGACUGGCUAGACGUCGCGCCCUUCGACAACGUGACCGCGGGGCCCGAUCAAGCUUUCUUCGUCGACGUAGGCGGCAGCAUCGGACACCAGUGCGCGCGGCUGCGGACGAAACGCCCGGAGUUGGCCGGCAAGAUCAUCCUCGAGGAUUUGGAGGAGACGAUUGCGAGUGCGAAGGCGAUUGAUGGGGUGGAGUUCAAGAGCCACAAUUUCUUCGAACCCCAGCCUGUGAAAGGCGCCAAAUUCUACUACCUCCGCACCGUCCUGCACGACUGGGACGACGUCAAGUCGGAAGAAAUCCUCAAACAAAUCAUCCCGGCAAUGGGUCCGGACAGCAAGAUCCUGAUUGACGAGAUGGCGUUGCCGAACCAAGGCGUGCAUUGGUGGAGCGCGUGCCUGGAUCUGCACAUGUACGCGAUGCUGGGCGCGCUGGAGCGGACGGUGGAGCAGUGGCACGAGUUGCUUGAGGGACGGUGUGGGCUGAAGAUCGAGGCCGUGAAGACGUAUAUGCCUACGAUGCGGAAUAGUGUUAUUGUGUGUGGGUUGAAGCAGUAG